CUUUUUACUCAUGGUUACAAAACUUUCGAGUAAAGUAACUGAAACGCUUUUCACAGAUUACACAACUCUUUUUCAAUCCCAUUGAAACAAUUUGCAACCCGCUUUCAACCCUUGACGACGGCGGCAAGCGUCGUCGUCGGCGUCUCAGCGCAUCGGUCAGUCUACAUUUCAACUUCCUGGAAGUUGCAACUCCCCCGUAGCCGUAUCACUAUUCCUCGGCAAACUCGUCGCUUACGUCACGUUGCAUUCACCCUUGAUUAUGUUUUACUAAAAAUUAAUGUAUUUGUUAAUAUUAUUUGUGCGGUUUCGGCUUAUUUGAAAUAAGAGAUAUGAACUAGCUGUAGUUGUUCCGAUAUAUCUGUGGUCUUCAUGUCUUUUGGACCAAUGCAGCCCCCGUAGACACAUGUACGAAAAACUUAGAAAAUUAAAGCUACCAGUAAAGGCGUUUCAAGCACUCAUACUUAUUAUGGUAAUUCUUAAACAGUGCAGUAGUCUCAGCCACAGUCACAUGCGAUGUUUCGGCCCGGUAUCGAAGACGAAAGUCUAUAACCAUGACAAUGGCUACGUGUACGUAAGCAAUUCGAGCAGGCAUCAGAUAAUGAUCAGUGGAGACAUUGAGUACGGUCUCUACCAGAUAUCGACUCCUCUAAAUCCCACCUGGAAUGUAAAAUAUCGACACCACGGUCACAGGAUGGAGGAGGAACCACCCCAUUCGUUUUAUUUAUUCGACCCAAGAACUAGAAGGUUUCUCUGUUGGAAAAACGUAAAUGGAUCCAUGAUAAGCAUGGAUUACAAAAACAUCGAACAAAAGAAGCACUGGGACCUCUGUAAAUUCAUCGACCGUGUAUCAGAUGACAAACGAUUCCUUGGAGCCUACGUGACGUUACAACUAGAAGGUCACCGAGGUACUACAAUGCAAUUUGACAAAAAAGGCCGGAAUAUAUCCCACAAACGAAUUCAAAAAUGUAUAAGAAAAUUAUCUCGAGAAUCAGACGAUAUAAGGGUGAGACAAAUAAAACGAUGUAUGGGGAGAAAACUGUAUUUAUUCAAAUAUCCUCCUGAAAAAUCGCAUGAUUGUUGUAGCGAAGCGUUUGAAACUCUAUGUAAGGGUAAAACCAGGCAUAUGCCCGAACUGAAAGAUGCUUGUCGUAAAGCGAGAAGUUGUGCAGGAUACCCGUAAUUUAUUAAAAUUAUUUGUCGCUAAAAGGUGUAUGUAUAAUAAAUUUAACGAAUUUCAAAUUUUUUUUUUCUGGGGCUUAAGCUUAUAUAUCAAUUUUACUAAUAAUAAUAAAUAAUUCUAGUCUAAAAUUAGCAAUAAAUAACCUUUUGAGCGAUGACAAUGUUGAAAUUCUCGGUAAAACGCUGCUUGAAUAGAGAACUCACAAAACAUGUGUACUAAUAAUAUAAUAAUAUUUUUAAAAUAAAUAUUAAUUAUAAUUUUAGGCUUCACCCAUUUAUACGCUUAUUAUACUUAAUGUCCGAUAAAGUAUUUUGCCGAAAAUUUCUGUGGUUUUUAAAGAUGGUCAAGAAUUGGAUAAUGAAAACUUCCGGUUACCUUAACAAUCAUUUGUCAAGAAAUAUAAACUUUUUAUGUAGUUACAUAAUAAAAUUUAAUAUUUCUAAAUGUUUAAAUAGCAAUUUUAUUAGUUACCUAUUCUUGAUUCUUAAAGGACUAUAUUAUAGUGUCAGUAUUCUAAUUGUAUAAGCUUGGUGACUUACUAAGCUACUAUUUCUACCAACCAGCAUUCGUUUUUUUUUCUAUAUAACAAGCAAUAGUAGCCUAAAAGUCCUUAAAUGUAUAUGAUUGUACAAAUUAUGACUAAAAAAAAUAUUUUAUAACAUACAACUUUAAUUUAUUUUUCUAUCUUUUAAUAUUUUUCUUUUUGUAAUUUUUAUUUGAUAAGUUAUUUCAAUUACACAGUUAAUGAAGCGACAUCUUGCAUAAGCUUUAAUAAUCAUUUUUUGAAAGACUUCAUCCAGGUGUUGCUUUAUAAAACUGGAAAUGAGAGUUUUGUUUUACCUCUGUGAGGUACGUAUUCUACAUGUUUUUUUUUUUGUAUAUUUAUUAUUUAUUUUUGUAAAUAUUCGUUGUACUACCGUUUGAAAUGACACCUUAUUAUUUCAUUUUAAACGAUAGUUCUGUUAUUAAACCUUAAUAGACAAAAGUGUGUGCUGAGAAACUCACUUUUGUCCAUUAUCGUUUCUUCCAUGUUUUAAUGGACAAUAGUACUAAGAGUACAGAACAAACGCUUUCAAGCAAUGACUCCAAUAACAUUAAAACUCUUCUUAGAGGCGUUUUUUGAGUACACCCUGUAUUAACAUAAAUGUACCAAAUAGUUGGGCUAUGUAUGAUGUACUAGAAUAUGAUGCCUUUUGAAAAUAUUGCACCGUCUAAAAAUGUUUAUGAAAAUUACAUAAAAUUUUUAGUGAAAAUUGUUUUUCAUUUAAUAAGCCUCUAUUGCAUAUUGAAAUUGAAGAAAAUUCUUGAUAAUGCAAUAUUUUCAGAAUUAAAUUGUUUUUUUUUUUUUUUUAAUGUCGGAGACGCUUGAUACGCGUGACUUACAGAAGAUUUUUCCUUAAAUCUAAUUUUUCCCAUGUAUGAUCAAAAUGUUUUCUGUAAGCCUUCACGUGUGUAUGUGUGUUAAAUGGUAAACAAAAUAAUAUUAAUGUAACAUGUAAUUUUCUAUGUAAUUUUUUUUUUGUAAUUAUAUCGCGGCCUCGCUCAUGUAUGUAAUUCGAUGUAAGAUCUGUUGUAGAAAUGUGUCCUUAUAUUUACAUUCCAAAUCAAAUCACAAUAUUUACUGAUGUCCGUUUGCAAUAAAAAGAAGUCAGUAAUUGA
This is a messenger RNA of Ceutorhynchus assimilis (cabbage seed weevil), 2839 nucleotides long. The record is from the annotation of a GenBank genome assembly. Lineage: Eukaryota; Metazoa; Arthropoda; Insecta; Coleoptera; Curculionidae.